UGUUUCCAGGAAUCUGAGCUCUGCCGGUCCCGACGGCAGGAAGGCGAUGAGGGAAUGUGAGAAUCUGAUCGACUCUCUGGUCUACUACAUCCGGGGGGCGGUGGCUGACUACAAGACGGACGACAAGUCCACAGAGAACUGCGUCUGCAUCCUGCACAACCUGUCCUAUCAGAUGGAGGCCGAGCUCCCUCAGAAGAUCACAGAUAUCACAGAGUCUCAACAAAACUUGACUCCGAGGGAAACAGCUGUCGGCUGCUUCGCUUAUCGCAGCGCUAAGAUCCCACAGGUAAUCCCUCCAGAGCCUAAUCCUGUUGACUAUACAUGCGAUGUUCUUGCAGUGUGA
Messenger RNA from Notothenia coriiceps (black rockcod), 343 nucleotides. RefSeq names its product plakophilin-2-like. Gene Ontology annotation, cellular component: intercalated disc; adherens junction; nucleus. Gene Ontology annotation, biological process: desmosome organization; protein localization to plasma membrane; heart development. NCBI's taxonomy places the organism in Eukaryota, Metazoa, Chordata, Actinopteri, Perciformes, Nototheniidae. Bases 47 to 343 code for a protein of 98 amino acids. The record is from RefSeq and is a predicted model, not a curated record. The transcript is spliced from 2 exons.